This is a messenger RNA of Adineta ricciae, 339 nucleotides long. Lineage: Eukaryota; Metazoa; Rotifera; Eurotatoria; Adinetida; Adinetidae. The record is from the annotation of a GenBank genome assembly.
AUGGCAUCGAAUAUUACAUCAACUCAACAAAAAUUAAACACAAAUGGAAACGAUAAUCCAUCAUAUCAAGAUCCAACUAACCUUGACACGGAUUCUUACGGAACAUUUCUUGGUGAUCCAGGAGGAAUACGACCUGUGACAACUGUCUCUGCAUUAGGUUCUCAACAACCGACUAUAAUUUACCUUGGCGGUUGUCCUGUUUGUAAAACAGGCAUGUUGGAAACUGAUUUUACAUGUCUAGGUCUCUGUUGUGCAAUAAUCUUCUUCCCAAUAGGGAUCUUGUGCUGUUUAGCAUUACGACAACGUCGUUGUAACUUUUGUGGAUCUAUUUAUGAUUAG